GGGGCCGGGUCGGCGGGACCGGCUUGUGCCGCUUCUGGAGUGAGCUGAGCCCAACAGCCUGAAGGAGCAAAGAAUAGCUUGAGCAGUGUUUACUGAAAAGCGAAAUGUCCUCAAAGAAGAAAAUAAAGAAGAAUCGUACCAGCUAUAAGCCAGAGGAGCACAAAGCCAACUCCAAUCCUCGUGUGAAAUCUCUUCCGCUUGAGGAGCCAGAUGUCUCAAGGAUAUUGAAGGUAGCAGACACAAACCAGCUUGAUGAGCUUGAUGAUUCCUUUGAUCACCCUUUGCACAGUACUGCUGUGGAUGCUUAUGGAGAGGAACAGUCACAAAACGAGGCACUCGGUCGUGUUUCAGCACCACAAAGGCAAAAUACAGACAGACGGUCUGUUGGAAAAAAAAUAAAAUUGUCAGCAUUUAAUUUAAUCUUUAGUAAAAAACGGCGUCACUCAAAGCCCUCCAGUGGUGAUGCUCAGGAAUUCAACACAGCUGGUGCUGGAGAGGAGCCCCUUAAGGAGACUGUGAAAACUCUGAAUACUGAAUUCCAGGAAGAAAAGGAGCAGCCUUCAGAGGAGAACACAUCAGAUCCUUCCGUGGAUAACCCACAUUCUGUACAGGUUUGGUGUCCCAAAGAGCUGAAGAGAUCUCCUAGAGAUAUUACAGAACUGGAUGUUGUUCUGGCUGAAGUUGAGAAGAUAGCAGCAAAUUACAGACAAAGCAUAGAAUCAAACAUUUGCAGAAAGGCUAUCAGUGACUUUUCUUCUGCUUUCAAGGAUCAAAUCACUGAUCUUAUAGCAGGAGUCCAGGAAUUAAAGAAUAUGAAGAAGAAAAAUGCUAAGGCAAUAACCAACAUCAAAAAGAAAAGGCAGCAACUGGUGCAAGUCAGAGAAGGGCUAAUUGGAGCUGAACCGCAACUGACGCAACUACAAAGAGAAUUUUCUGAGUUACAGGAAAGGAAAUCUUCCUUGAGGCAAACAAUUGAAUUAAUUACUGAUUUAAAGGAGCUACAGCAAGACUGUUUGGAUUAUAGAGAAGAAAACCCCAAAAAAAAAGUGGUAUAUGGAACUUCCAGCCUCCCUGCUCUUCUGGUGGAGUCUCGGAGAAUUCUAGGAGCAGAAAGGCACUUUGAGAGUAUCAAUAUGAAACUUGAAGAGGCUCUGGCUGCACAAAAAGAGCAGAAAUCAAAGAAAAAUUAAGUGGCCUUUUAAGACUUUCAGACAUUCAGUAGGAACAGUUAUUAGAAUUGUCAGUGCUUAAAGCUUGUUUAAUCAUUGUCAUUCUGUUUUGUUUCAGUGUUUAAAAGAAGUCAGCAACUUAAAGAUUUUAUCUUUUUAUUGUCAAAUAAAAAAGAUAUCAAGAUGUCAAAUAUCAAUGAAAGGAAAUAGUGAUCACAG
Messenger RNA from Zonotrichia albicollis (white-throated sparrow), 1388 nucleotides. RefSeq names its product centromere protein U (gene CENPU). Gene Ontology annotation, cellular component: nucleus. NCBI's taxonomy places the organism in Eukaryota, Metazoa, Chordata, Aves, Passeriformes, Passerellidae. The record is from RefSeq and is a predicted model, not a curated record.